GAGCUGCUGCCGGUGGCCGCCACGCUGGGCUUGGCGUCGCCGCUCCGCUCCUCCUCGCCGUCGUCGUCGUCCUCCACCUCCUCUGGCUCGGGCUCUGGCGACCCCGCCCUCGACGGCAGCCCGCACGCCCGCGACGCACCCGGCGGCGGCACGGGGCCCGCGCGGCUGUGGCCGGCGUUGCACGCCGCGCACCGGCCGCCCAUUUCGGAGGAGGUGCUGCCCGAGGGCGUGACGCGCCAGCUCUCCGACUGGACCCAGCGCUACGCGAUGCCAAUCUGA
This is a messenger RNA of Prorocentrum cordatum, 279 nucleotides long. The record is from the annotation of a GenBank genome assembly. Lineage: Eukaryota; Dinophyceae; Prorocentrales; Prorocentraceae.